CCUGGGCAGACUACACUGAGCAGCCUUUCCGCAAUGACGGACUUUGCAUUAGCUAUCAGUACUAAAGUUUUGUUAUUCCUAUGUGUCAUUCAGUUCUCAGUUUCAGAGAUCAUUUUUGAGGAGAGAUUUGAAGAUGGUUGGGAGAGCCGUUGGGUUAAAUCGGAUUGGAAGAGGAGUGAAGGAUUGGCAGGUUCUUUCAAACACAAAGCUGGAAAGUGGCCUGGAGAUCCAGAUGACAAAGGUAUUCAGACAACUACUGAUGCCAGGUUUUUUGCCAUAUCUGCAAAGAUACCGGAAUUCAGCAAUAAGAACAGAACACUGGUCUUCCAGUAUUCCAUAAGGCUUGAGCAGGACAUUGAAUGUGGUGGUGGUUACAUCAAGCUUCUCUCUGGAUUCGUGAACCAGAAGAAAUUUGGUGGAGACACUCCAUACAGUUUUAUGUUUGGACCUGAUAUAUGUGGCAGUCAGACAAAGAAGCUGCAUGUCAUACUAUCCUACCAGGGCCAGAAUUAUCCGAUCAGGAAAGAUUUGGAAUGUGAAACGGACAAGUUAACUCAUUUCUACACCUUUAUUCUUAGGCCUGAUGCAAGUUAUAGUAUCCUGAUUGAUGGUCGAGAAAGGGAUUCUGGAAGCAUGUAUGCAGACUGGGAUAUACUUCCUCCCCGGAAAAUUAAAGCUGUCAAGGCAAAAAAGCCUGCGGACUGGGAUGAUAGAGAAUAUAUUGAUGAUCCUAAUGAUGUCAAACCUGAGGGAUAUGAUUCAAUUCCAAAAGAGAUUCCCGACCCCAAUGCAAAACAGCCUGAUGAUUGGGAUGAAGAGGAGAGUGGUCUAUGGAAAGCACCUAAGAUACCAAAUCCAGCAUAUAAAGGACCAUGGAAACUCAAGAGAAUCAAGAACCCAAAUUAUAAAGGGAAAUGGAAGAUUCCUUAUAUUGAUAAUCCAGAGUUUGAAGAUGACCCUGAUCUCUAUGUGCUUAAGCCAAUAAAAUACAUUGGCAUUGAUGUUUGGCAGGUGAAGGCUGGCUCAGUUUAUGACAAUAUUCUGGUCUGUGAUGAUCCAGAGUAUGCAAAACAAGUGGCUCAAGAAGUUUUAGCUAACAGGGAGAUUGAAAAGGAGGCCUUUGAAGAAGCAGAAAAAAUUAGAAAAGCUCGAGAGGAUGAGGAAGCUCAAAGAGCAAGAGAGGAAGGUGAAAGGAGGAGAAGAGAAAGAGGAUACGAUAGACACUACCGAGAUAGACACAGAGAUAGAUACAAAAGGCGUUACUCCCGGGACAUGGAUGAUUAUCAUGAUGAGCUUUGAAGAGGCUUUCAAAUUGUCAGCUCUCUCUUUGGACAGCGCUAUCAACACCUGGGAAUGUGAAAUAAAGCCACAAUUUUACCUUUGGGUGGGGUGGGGUGGGGGCAGCUUUUUCUUUCCUCAUUGUUGUAUGAUUUUCAUUUCUGAAGAAAUAUAUAUAUAUCUAGAGAUGCUAAUUAAUUGUUUUGCAUCUU
This is a messenger RNA of Populus euphratica (Euphrates poplar), 1490 nucleotides long. RefSeq names its product calreticulin-3-like. Gene Ontology annotation, cellular component: endoplasmic reticulum; endoplasmic reticulum membrane. The coding region runs from base 34 to 1299 and encodes 421 amino acids. Gene Ontology annotation, molecular function: calcium ion binding. The transcript is spliced from 14 exons. Gene Ontology annotation, biological process: ERAD pathway; protein folding. The record is from RefSeq and is a predicted model, not a curated record. NCBI's taxonomy places the organism in Eukaryota, Viridiplantae, Streptophyta, Magnoliopsida, Malpighiales, Salicaceae.